Molecule: messenger RNA, 2315 nt
Organism: Eucalyptus grandis
Lineage: Eukaryota; Viridiplantae; Streptophyta; Magnoliopsida; Myrtales; Myrtaceae
Product: probable 2,3-bisphosphoglycerate-independent phosphoglycerate mutase
Exons: 6
Coding region: 535-2022 (495 amino acids)
Molecular function (GO): metal ion binding
Source: RefSeq, a predicted model, not a curated record
CGUGACCCGCGAACGGGCGAUGUUGAUGGGUUACUUCCAUUUUUCUGCUUCGUUGCAAACGAUGGUGUUGUUUAUUGCAGAGCGUUGUUGUAGGAUCGAGUAACUGUCCCUUGUUCAUGUCCAUCUCCGUGUUCUUUCUUUCUCCUUUCCGGUUGUUGCUGGUGAUCACCUCUGUGUGCUUUACCGUGCCAAUCUGCAAUAAGCAAGCAGAGAAUUUUCGAAUUGGCCGAUCUUGAAGUCCACCGUUGUGUCAUGCCGCUGCUUUCUGAAACCCAAUUUUGAUAUGCCGAUGACGCUGAGAACUUGUUUACUUCACCUUGGAAUGUGGCCUGGUAAUGGAAUCCCAUUCCAACUCAUGUUUGGUCGGAUUCAUCAACAUGGACUAAAAUCACCCGAGAAUUGGAUUCCCUUGAAAAUGCGAAAUUUGACUGUUCGGGUAGAGCUGAUAUGGUGAUUCGGGGGAGAAAAAAAUAGCUUGCGAAUUAUACCCACUCGUGAAGUGAGCCACUGUCGUAAUCAUUAAGCACAUAAGACAUGGCAAGCAUUGAGCAUCCCAAGAGAAGAGUGGCAUUCGUGCUGAUUGAUGGUGUGGGCGAUGUGUCUUUGCCAAGGUUUGGGUACAAGACUCCUCUCCAAGCAGCUAAAGCGCCUUAUUUGGAUGCUAUUGCAUCCGCUGGUGUGAAUGGGCUCAUGGAUCCUGUUGAAGUAGGAUUGGGUUGUGGAAGUGAUACCGCUCAUCUUUCCUUGUUGGGUUAUGACCCAAGAGUGUAUUACCGAGGCCGUGGCGCAUUCGAGUCCAUGGGUGCGGGAUUAGCGAUGUCACCGGGUGAUAUUGCAUUUAAGUCGAAUUUUGCAACCUUGGAUGAGAAAACUGGAAUAGUCAUCAGUAGGAGGGCUGACAGACAUUUUGAAGAAGAAGGGCCCAUUCUUUGUGCUGCACUGGAUGGGAUGAAGCUCCCAUCUUUUCCCGAGUAUGAAGUCAGAGUCAAGUAUGCAACUGAACACAGGUGUGGGGUGGUUGUAAAGGGUCCAAGGUUAAGUGGAAAUAUAUCUGGGACUGAUCCAUUGAAGGACAAUCGCUUACUUUUGCAAGUUAAGCCUUUAGAUGAAACUGAAGAAGCAAGGCAUACUGCUGCUGUUGUUAAUGAGUUAUCCAAGGAAAUUUCUCGAAUUCUAGUUUCUCAUCCAUUGAAUGCAAAAAGAGCGGCAGAAGGGAAAAACAUUGCAAAUGUUGUCCUGCUUAGAGGUUGUGGGAUAAGAAUUGAGGUUCUUCCAUUUGUUAAGAAACAUGGUUUGUGGCCAUGCAUGGUAGCUCCCACAAAAAUCAUAGCUGGUCUAGGCCUAUCACUUGAUAUUGAUAUCCUACAAGCUCCGGGAGCAACUGGAGAUUAUCGGACGCUUUUGACAUCCAAAGUAUCUGCAAUAGCUAGUGCACUCUCAGCUCCUAUGCAUGCUUGUCCAAAAGUUUUCGUACCAGGGGAGGACGUGGACAAACCAGGUCGACCGAGUGGCUAUGAUUUUGGUUUCCUCCAUAUUAAGGCUAUAGAUGAUGCUGGCCAUGACAAGGCAAGCGUUUUCAAAUUAAAGGGAUUGGAAUCUGUGGACCGAGCUAUUGGGCAACUAGCCAAACUACUUUGGCAAGCGGAAUCAACUGGGAAAUUUCAGUACGCUCUUUGCGUGACUGGGGAUCACUCUACACCAGUCGAAUAUGGAGAUCACAGCUUUGAACCUGUUCCAUUUGCGAUAUGUUGGUUGAAGGACCUUGUCGGUGCUGUAGGUGGUGACUCAGUUCUUGCCGAAACUUCUCUUGAUCCCUUUCCCCUUCCUACCGUUAAGAGUGGAGAAGACUCGGAAGAAGAUGUGGUUAUGCAAAAAGAGGGAGGGACCAAUCAAUUACGAGCCUUUAACGGUGACUCUGUCUACGAGUUUGAUGAGAUUGCGGCGGCUAGGGGAUGUCUUGGGCGUUUUCCAGGAGGAGAGAUGAUGGGGAUAGUGAAGUCAUUUCUGACACUGAAUGCUUAACUUUCAGUUUUUGAUUGAGGAAUAACACGGCCUUCUAGGCCGCUGUAUCCAAUUAAAAUAUAUUGACAGGCCGAUCUUGAUCUGGGGAUUCUUUUAAACAUCAACUGAAGCCUUUAUCUUCUGUUCUUUAUUGAAGAGCUUGCAAUGUGUAAAAACCGUGGUGACUUCCCAUUGUCUAGACUUCCUUUCAAUAAUACCUACUUUUGCCACAUUUUAAUUGACCACUUCCACUUGAUGGGAAAAUUCUUCCUUGGGGCAUCUGAUAUAUUACCACUGAAGUGUAAUUUCUGAAA